AUGGAUGAAGAUUCGAUGUACUACGACGAUGAGAAUGGAACAAGUUGCGAAUAUCUGGGGACAGAGUUCAUUGAAGGAAAAAUAUACUUAAUAGGAGUUUUUGCAACGAUGAUUGCCAUCUUAUCCAUAGUCUUCAACACCUUCUUCACCAUUGUGUUCUUAAGCAACAGAUCCAUAAGAAAAUCUUCUGUAUUUUAUUUUGGAAUUCUAGCUGUUCUGGAUACUAUUAUGGCUUUUAACUAUUUGGCUGUUAUGUCGCUCCCGGUUUACAUGGAUUAUUAUCAAUAUGUACCUGUUUAUCACGUCUUUUUGUCGUAUUUUCGAUUAAUACUGACGGAAUCUAAUUGGGCUAUAUUCUCAUCUAUGCUUCUGAUUCUCCUCGCAACAACAGAAAGAUUACUCCGAACAUUUGAUGGAGAGAAAGUUCUUAAACUGCGACGUUUUCUGGAACGUCAUCGCCCUUCCGUUAGUCUACUUUGCAUUUUGAUUGCCGUUCCAUAUAAAGCGUGUGUGUAUUGGGAAAUAUCAGUUAGUUACAAGCCACAUUGUGAAAGCGAAUUUAGUAAAUAUGAGAUAGUUGCUGGACCGUUCGCUCUGAUCCCAGAGUAUAACUUCUGGUGGAUGUUCAUUACUCGCAAUGUAGUCGAUCGCAUUCUGCCAUUUUUCCUUUUGGUUGCAAUGAAUUAUACCAUCUUCAUGACCCUUAAGAAAGAUUACAAAAGAAGUGAUGGCAAAAGCAGCAUCCAUGAAAAGAAUGGGAUAUCUCUUGCUACAAACAGAAGAAGCCUAAGGGACGCAACCAGAGCCCUCAUAAGCAUCGUUUCCAUGUAUUUAAUGUCCCAAUUUCCGCAGGUCUUACUCACAUUCUGGGAGACAUUUGAUAAGGAAAGCCUGGUUCAGCUCAAUGAAUUCUACUCAUACCUCAAUGACAUUCUCAGUAUUUUGACAUUACUCUCAAGUUGCCUUCGUUUCCCCGUUUACUGCUCGUGUAAUCACCUGAUUUAUACAUCAUCCAAGGAUACUUUGUCAGAAAUUUCCCGAAUGUUUCUCCAAGAAGACAAAACAACAAAAGUUUAUGAGCCGAUCUCAUCAACGGAGAAGAAUUGCUCCUCCAUUAUUGAUAAAAACACUCAAUCCUCUGAGAGUGAGCUGACUAAAGUUCCCGGUGUUAUUUACAACGACAAGCUUAAUGAAUGGCAGUUAUGA
Molecule: messenger RNA, 1206 nt
Organism: Auanema sp. JU1783
Lineage: Eukaryota; Metazoa; Nematoda; Chromadorea; Rhabditida; Rhabditidae
Source: the annotation of a GenBank genome assembly